Amaranthus tricolor (Joseph's coat) is the source of this 2130-nucleotide messenger RNA. RefSeq names its product autophagy-related protein 101-like. Gene Ontology annotation, biological process: autophagy; autophagosome assembly. The coding region runs from base 491 to 1141 and encodes 216 amino acids. The transcript has 8 exons. Gene Ontology annotation, cellular component: phagophore assembly site. The record is from RefSeq and is a predicted model, not a curated record. NCBI's taxonomy places the organism in Eukaryota, Viridiplantae, Streptophyta, Magnoliopsida, Caryophyllales, Amaranthaceae.
AGGGGUCUACCCGCAACCGUAAGGGAUAAAAUUCCUGAGAAAUUGGUGUUAUUAUCUUCCACUUUUUCUAUAAGAGUAUUACAAGAAACUAAUUCCAAUUAAGUUUUUUUUUGGCUUUUUGAGUAAAAGUGUAGUUUUUUUGGCUCCAUGUUUCAGCAUUCUUUCCCAGCAGAUGUUGGAGGAGGAGAAGCAGGGAUUUUUAGACUACUGAAAAGAAUUUACAGUUUUGUUUGAUUUAAGUUCGGAUUUCUAAUUCGCGGCUAUAAUUCAGUGUUAGUUUUAAAUUUUAAUAAUUUCUAUUUCCAUAAUUAAUCAGACUUUCAAUCUUUUGUGUGACUUUAUGAAAUUGAAUUCUGGAUUUAUGACUUAUGAAUUGUGAAUUGUGACGCUGAUCACUCUAUAUAGUUGCAAUUAGUUCAAUUAUCGGAUUUAGGGCUCGUAAGGAGAUUUCAAUAAUCAGUUUCAAUUCGGAAUUCAAUCACAAGGUCAAAUGAAUUGCGAAGUUUGCCAACUCAAAGAACUGGAAGUGGAGCAGUUUGAGAUCGGGGAGGUUUUGAGAUGUAUAUUACACACUAUUAUGUUUCAUCGGGCUCUAGGCCUUGUAAGGCCAAAAGAUGUUGAUUUGGAACUUUUUGACAUCACAUAUGUUCAAUGUGGAGAGGUAGAACUAGAUAAGAAGAUAGAUGAGAACAUUGAUCAAUUCGUUAGUUGGGUAGAUAAACACCCUAAUAAGAAAACUCAGAUAUGUUUGUCUUUCUACGAAAUAAAGAACAACAAAGCAAUUUGGUUCUCCAACAAAGUUGAACGUUUGUAUUGGGAGCAAUGGUUUAUCAAUUUACAUGUUGCUCAACAUCAUAAACUAACCUCUAGCAGAUCUAAUUAUCCAAAAGUUGUACAUUCAGAGGGUGUAUCAGAGGAAAGAAGUGUUCAUAGAGCUCUAAUUGAAGGGUCUCUUCGAGAAGUUUUAUUUCAAAUAAUAAAAUUUGUAAAUGAGAAGAAGGAUCACAUUCCUCCUCUUCCUAGUCGUGAAGGCAUCUCAUUCCCCUACGAGAUUACAAUCCCAAGUUCGUCAGAUACCACGUUUGGGAUGGAUAUGAUCAAAAGGAUGCUCCAAACAGGCCAUCCAACCAUGCUUAGCUGAGCAUUCAUUGGUAACUUGUUUCAUAACUAUUUAUCAGGAGAAGUAUAGUGAUUUUUGAGAUGUUAGGAUGUUUGUUUGAUCGCUUCACGUCUGUACAAAAUGUAUUGGUGUUAAGACUCUUCAUUAUGUCUACAAUAUUAGGGCUAGGUGCAAGUGCUCAUAUCUAGUCUUGUAUUGGAAAAUGUUCUUUCAAGGUGCAAUCUGGAAGGGACGGAGUAUUGUAUUUGUAUAUAAACUCUCUGCUUCAAUGACUUCAUCCCUUGGUUUUUUGACAUUAUUCACAGUUGACUUUUAAUUUGUAUUUUAUUCUUAAUCUAUAAGUUAAAACAUAGUUAAGUGGGAUCUUGUUUGAUUCGUCUCAACACAAGGAUUAUUAAUAUCAACUUUUUAUAAUUUUUUGUUAUAUACCAUUAGAGAUAUUAAGACUUCAAUAUAUGUCUUGGCAAACGGACAAAGUUAUUGAAAUGGAAGGAAUAUUAUUUUUAUUUCUCAGUCCGUCUGGUAAACUUGAUGACGUUUUUAGGUGCUCUUGGCUUGUUGCAUCUGCAACUUAUUGAGUAGUGCCGAUGAUUUAGAAGUAGCCCAUAAGGAUAAAGAAGUGGUACAUAUUAUGUUUUCAUGAUGAAACAACAUUGGCAUAAUUCGUGUUUUAUAGUCCAAUUGAUAUGCUUUUUAGGUGCAUGAUAAAUUAUACUGUUUCAUUUAGCAUUAUUUGCAACUCCAUCCCAAAGUGAUUACACCUAUCGAAGCAUUUGCAUUAUCUUAUCGAAGCAUAUUAUUUUGUGCAUUAUCUUUUCCUUUAUAUUUGAAACUCUUAAAUUCUUUCUUAUAGUUUUCCUACUCAUCUAUCGAAAUAUUUGCAUUUCGCUACUUUCAUCUUUCUACUACAAUUAUUUCUAAAAAUUCAACAUUCUAAUUCAUAUAGUAGCAUUGGUUUAAUGGUUGGAACUUCAUCAUUUUUUCCCCACAGCUUAUUUAAAGCAUCAAUU